Messenger RNA from Biomphalaria glabrata, 2440 nucleotides. RefSeq lists its product as uncharacterized. The coding region runs from base 279 to 1190 and encodes 303 amino acids. Lineage: Eukaryota; Metazoa; Mollusca; Gastropoda; Planorbidae. The transcript is spliced from 2 exons. The record is from RefSeq and is a predicted model, not a curated record.
CAAGGCCAAGGGUGCCAGCUUCUACAGUCUAAAGUUUCACUAGUUUCAGUAUAAACAGCAGAGUUAAACAAGGAUGUGUCCAGGCCCCAACCCUCUUUGGAAUACUAUUUUCACUGCUAAUCGACAACGCAUCUGACAAAUCCACCAAAGGCAUCUAUCUCCAUUCCAGAUUUGAUGGCAAACUCCUAAAUAUUGCCAGACUGAGGCCAAAACUAAAAUCAGAACCACCCUCGUAAGAUAUAUGUUAUUCGCGGAUGACGCAGCGGUAGUGGAACAACAUGCAAGAGGAACUUCAGUCACUAAUGUCCCACUUCUCUCAGGCCUGUAAAGAAUAUGGCUUGACUAUUAGCACGAAGAAAACAAAUGUUUUGGGACCACCUGCUACAGCACCACCCUCCAUCCUCAUAGACAAUAACAAGCUGGAUGCCAUAAACGAAUUCUGCUAUCUGGGAUCCACAAUUAAAGAUGACCUGUCUCUAGAAAAGGAGAUAAAAAAACGCAUAGGGAAUGCUGCCUUGACCUUCGCUAGACUCAGGCCAAGAGUUAGGGAAAACCAUAAGCUAACUACUGUGACCAAAAUGGAAGUCUAUAAGGCAUGUGUUAUGAGUAUACUGCUGUAUGGCAGUGAAUCAUGGACCACCUACACAAAGCAAGAAAGAAAACUGAACUCAUUCCAUUUGAGAUGUCUCCGUAGAAUCUUGAAAGUCACAUGGAAAGAAAAAUUGUGCAAUUCUGAGAUCCUUGCGCGAUCAGGUAUUCCCAGCAUCUUUACAGCCCUCAGACUACUCCGUUUGUGCUGGCUUGGACAUGUUCGCCGGAUGGAGGACAAGCGCAUCCCAAAAGUCAUCCUCUAUAGACAACUUGCAACUGGCACAAGAAAAACUGGUCACCCCCACCUCCAUUACAUAGAUGUAAUAAAACGUGACCUCAAAUUAGUGAACAUCAAUACUGACAAUUGGGAAGACAUAGCUCUAGACCGCACCAGAUGGAGAGAGACAGUGACCAAGAAAGCUAUGGACAGUGAAAGUACAUGGAUCUCAGCUCAGGAAGAAAAACCUACAAUCCAAAAAACGGCCAGCUCCUUUACCACCGAAGCAAAAGUGUCUCUCCAAAAUAGGGCUCCACAGCCAAAUGAGGAAGUGUGCUCUGAGAUGAACCAUAGUCACUCUACGACUGAAGGAGGCCAAUAAAGUAGUAGUACUAGAUCUAGUAGAGUUGACUAGAUCAGUGAAUGAGUGAGUAGAUCAUCAAAAGGCAAGGUAAUUCUCAUCAUUCAUUGUCAAUAAUAAAAUAUAGAUCAUCUUUCAAGGGCUAACGCUGUUGUCCUUUCCAGAAAAAGUGUUUAACCGCAUUCUUCUGAACCAAAUGAAAGAUGCUGUAGAUCCAUAUCUCUGUGACCUCCUAGCCGGCUUUUGAAAGGAGAGAUCAUGCACAGACGUUAUGAAUCAUUUUUGGAACACUCCAUGGCAUUGAACUCGCCUCUCUACAUCACUAUUAUAGACUUUGAAAAGGCAUUUGAGAGCGUGGACAGACUGACCCUCAGGAGACUACCUAGACACUAUGAAGUGCCAGAAGAAAAUUACAAGUAUUAUCAGUAAUGAGAGAGUCAUAGAUUGGGUCUUAAUGACAAACAGACCAGAACCAGCCAUAGAUUGGGUCAAAUAGACAUAAACAGACCAGAACCAGAAUAGUAUAUAGUGGACUUUGUGGAAACAGCUUCCCUGAUGAUCUAGCUCUUCUCUCUCACACACAACAGCAGAUGUGGGAAGAGAUAAACACUGUCACGGAUAACUAAGCUAGACUGUUUAUUACCAUAAAUUGAGGGAAGAGCCAUGUGUUCAGUAUAAAGGCACCCAAUGACUCACCCAAUCCACAUUGAGGUGCUGGAAUUAGUGGAAAGCUUCACCUAUCUUAUCAGUAUCUGAACAACCAUGCAGGAACACAAGAUGUGGGGCAGUUGGAGAGACUUGCCAAGAACCAAGACGCCUCGAGGAAGCUGGCUGGUGGCCUAUACCACAGGCGGGACCAAAGAAGAUGUCUAAUGAGAUGAGAUCAAAUUUGAGUUUUUCUCUAGUUCUGUUUUAUGAAAAUAAUAUCUCUACAAAGGUUUAGUUGACAAACUAUUUGGAACUACAAUCUAAUAAUGAGCUGUAACCAUACUGAUGUCAGAAGUGUGGUGAAAUAUCAGCACUGCUGUCAGAAGAAAAAGAACAACACAGUACUAUCAAGGUCUGUCAGAAAGUUAAAAAAAAAAGUGAGUAUUGUCACCAUGUUUGUCAAAAUUAGUCUGAGGUAAAAAAGUAAAGCCAAUACAAUCUCUAGAUUCUGUGGUGUAUUUUCGUGUCUGUACCAUAGUGUGAUUUGGUCACCAAUAAUAAAGGCACUCUAAUGAUAUUCUUAUAAUGAUGCUAAAUUGAUUUCACAUUUUUUUUUUUCAAUU